CAACAAGCAAACUCUAAAUUCUCAUAGAAACAUGGAUUUAUUUCUGUCUGCAUUGUUUUAAAAGUUUAACUUGAAGGUUUACUUCCUGAUAGAUUUAAUUCUGGAGGAUGUUUUUAGAUGAAGAAUGAAUAAAUUGCAGCUCCAGGUGCAUCAGCAGUGACCACACCUGGUUGUAUUUUCCACAUCCAUGACCAGAGUCCAAACCUUAUUGGAGGCUGUUGACCGUACAGCUCACUGAGAGGACAGGCGACGCUCUGACGCUCUCAACAGCACUCAGGAUGGUUCACACCAUGGAGGGAUUAUCUCUUAAAUCUCCACUCAGAAGCUUCAACGUGUUGGUUUUCCUUCUUCUGAUGCACUUUUAUGAAGCUCAGUCUCAGGCGAUGGCUCCAUCUCAAGCCGUUGUAUCGAUGCUUGGUGGAGACGCUGUGCUGCCGUGCCGUCUGGAAGCUGGUUUAGAUGCUGCUCAGCUGACGGUGGAGUGGGGGAGGCCGGAUCUGGAGCCCAGAUUUGUCUAUAUUUGGCACAACGGGAAAGAACUUACGAACAACCAAAACGCAGCCUUCAAGGGAAGAGUGUCGAUGUCCACAGAUGAACUGAAACAAGGCAACGCUUCCCUGAAGCUCACCCAACUGAAAACAUCUGAUAAUGGAAGAUACAGAUGCUACAUUCCCAAACAGGAAAAAGAAUAUUUUAUGGAGCUCCUUGUUGGUUCUGUCUCUUCACCUGGAAUCAGUUUAGCAGGACUUGGUAGAACCAGCAGCUCAGUUGUGUUACAGUGUGAGUCUGCAGGCUGGUAUCCAGAACCUGAGGUGUUGUGGCUGGACGCUGAGGGAAACCUCCUCUCUGCUGGACCUACAGAGACAGUCAGAGGUCCUGAUGACCUCUAUAGUGUCAGCAGCAGAGUGACUGUGGAGAAGAAACAUGGAAACAAGUUCACCUGCAGAGUCCAGCAGAACAACAUCAACCAGACCAGAGACACAUGGAUCCAUGUUCCAGAUGAUUUCUUCAAGGUCUCGUCUAGCUGCGCUGCUUCUGUUGCCUUUAGUGUGAUUUUUGGAAUCAUGUUGGUUCUAGCAGCUGCAUUUUUUAUCUGGAAAUGGAAGCAAAACAAAAUCCAAAUGAAACGGCUCCAGCAUCCACACGAAGAGAGACAAAAGCUGAUGACAGAAAUCAAUAAAAUAGAAGAUUUGGACAAGAAAAAAGCAAAACUUGAUGAGGAGUUCUUGAAGAAUGAGGAAGAACAAAACAACGUGAUACAGACGAUUGAAGCUCUACAGAAAAUUGCGGGGGAACUGAAGACGCAGAAAGAAAAGCUCGACUCCCAAAGUCAAGAGGCAGAUAAGAAAUCUGAAGAACAGGAGAAGAAGAUGAAGUCACUGGAUGAAGAAGUGAUGAAGAAGGAGGGAGAUCAGACAGCAAACAGAGCACAGGGAUACAUUAGACUAAAGGACAUCAUGACUGAAGUCAAAUGGAACCUGGAGGACAGAAAGAAAGAUCAUCAACAACUGAACAUUACCACAGAGAGUAUCAUGAAGGCUGUAUAUAAUGAGGUUAAUAAACAGAAAGAAAAGAAGCAGAAACUGGAGAUCAGCAAGGAGCAGAUGAAACAACAAAUAGAGGAGAUGGAGAAUCACAAGAAAGUACUUCAGAGCAAACUACAGUCAGAUAAAUGAAGGAAAGUAACAGGAUCAGAUCUCAUCUCCUCAUCAUGUUAACAUGAGAAAAUACAGAAACAGUCAGAGUUUAUGUCUCUGAUCUGUUCUUAGAGACAUUUAGAAUAAGAUUCAGAUGGAUGGAUGGAUGGAUGGAUAGACAGAUGGAUGGAUGGAUGGAUGGACAGAUGGAUGGAUGGACGGAUGGAUUGAUGGACGGAUGGACGGAUGGACGGAUAGACGGACAGACAGACAGACGGACGGACGGACGGACGGACGGACGGACGGACGGACGGACGGACGGACGGACGGACGGACGGACGGACGGACGGACGGACAGACAGACAGACAGAUCUGGACCAUGUAGAUUUACACGAUGAACAUGAAUGUUUUUGUUAGUUUCAUGUUAUAGUGGCUUGAUUAUCUUUAGAAUUUCACAUAACAAUCAGAGUAACACACUUGUACUGUAAACAUGUUUUGUAGCUUUUAUAUUAGUGUGCACUGACUUCUGCAUUAUUAUUAUUCUUUUAUUUUUAACUUUUGUUGUACUAUUGUGUAACUUUUUAGUUUAGGUGAAACCACAUUUUUUCACCACACUUUUGGCCUAAAUAAUGUUUAAAGCUUUACCAUGUUUGUGGCUAACCACUCACUUUGUUAUUUUCUAAACAUUCACAAUAUGCAAAUGACUAUAAACAGAAAUAAAGGGAAGAUUAAUGAUUUGUUCUUUUCAAUGGGGUUAAUUGGGCCUUAAAAUUAAUAAAAUGUGGCUUUUCUUUUUCCUUUUGUCUCAGUUUGCCACUAAACAAUUCUUAAAAAUGGAAAUGAAAAUGUUUGCAAUAAAUCCUUACACGUGUGAUUCAACCUUUUUCUUUAAGAAACUAUUAAAAUUUGUCUGUAAUGUUG
Amphiprion ocellaris (clown anemonefish) is the source of this 2558-nucleotide messenger RNA. RefSeq names its product butyrophilin subfamily 3 member A3-like. Bases 279 to 1676 code for a protein of 465 amino acids. The transcript is spliced from 6 exons. NCBI's taxonomy places the organism in Eukaryota, Metazoa, Chordata, Actinopteri, Pomacentridae. The record is from RefSeq and is a predicted model, not a curated record.